Messenger RNA from Cynoglossus semilaevis (tongue sole), 2786 nucleotides. RefSeq names its product zinc finger translocation associated (gene zfta). Bases 833 to 2656 code for a protein of 607 amino acids. NCBI's taxonomy places the organism in Eukaryota, Metazoa, Chordata, Actinopteri, Pleuronectiformes, Cynoglossidae. Gene Ontology annotation, biological process: negative regulation of DNA-templated transcription. The record is from RefSeq and is a predicted model, not a curated record. The transcript has 6 exons.
UUGGGGGGGAGGGGAUACAAUAGAUACAAAUACACUCUGCGACCAUGUACAAUUAUAUCGCACUGCAAUUAUAUCAACCGUGAAGAAUGCACAUUGAAUCUUCACUUAUUUAUUUAUUUGUAUGUAUCGGAUGUAUUUACUGUGGUCACCAGUAUAGGGAGCUGGAGCUCUGUGGGGCCCUGAUUUGACGUGGCCCCGCCCUCGGCCUGUGUAAACCGUCGACAGGCCACUGCAAACCGCCUGUUAUUUCCUCCGAACAAACAGUAUUAGUAUUAACAGCUUAUCUGCAUAAGCGCCUGCUGCCGCCGCCGCUACCCCGCCCCGCACAGUCACGCAUUCACGCACACGGGGCGGGCAAGCUGCGCCGACGCCGCUGCUACUGUCUCUUUAAAUUUACCCAGGAGCCCCUUAAGGAGCCCCAGGGGCCCCUAGUCCGGCUCCCCACCCUGAAGACAAGCAAGAGCCUUAAAAUCCACGAGUGUCGGCCUGCGCGAGGCUCUUUCUCGCCGAGCGGUAACGCGCUGCGGGCUGGGUUUUGCGGGCCAUUCCACGCGUGUGUAUUUGUAUGAAAAGUUAACUUCGCUCCGGUGAGGGGGUCCGUGCGGGGUGGGGUGGGAGGGGGGACAACGCAAGAGCCCGGUCUCCGCCGCGCUCAUAACCGCGGCGAUGGGCUCCUUAUAGGAGAUGCGUGUUUCGAUGCGAAGUGAACACGUUGGUGUUGUGACAUGUUGUUGUUGCGGUUGUGAGACUGUCAAGUCCCGCUACGGCGCCACCGACACGGUGACGGAAGGAGGAAGACGAGGCGGUGUUUCAAGAGCAGCCGGGGCCGCUGAUGGAAGAGCCAGAGUCCGCGGAGCAGCCGGAGCUGCUUUCAUUAAUAAUAAGCGGAGAGGAGGAAGCGACGCCAGAGGAGAGUGACUUAGGAGAGGAGGAUGCUCUUGCCAAUGGCCAUGUAGUUGAAGAUCCAGGGGCUGGCCCAGUUACACCCAUCACAUGUUCCGGCACUAGCUACUGGAGCAUCACAGAAGGCCCAGACCAACCGCUGCUCCUCUCCCCGGCCCCUGGGCCCUCCACACAAAAGGCCAAAAUCCAAAGGGCAUCGCGCCCAGGCCUCAGCCGCAUCCCUGGUCGGGAUCACCGCAGAUACUAUCACGAGUACUGGCGCAGUGAGUACCUCAUGGACUUCGACCCCCAGCGGCAUGGGAUGAUCUGCAUGGUGUGUGGCAGUUCGCUGGCCACGCUAAAGCUGAGCACCAUAAAAAGACACAUAAGACAAAAGCACCCGGACUCACUGCUGUGGAGUGACACCGACAAGGAGGUGAUCCGCAUGAGCUGGGAGAGCCACCUGAGUCUGAGUGGGGGUCAGAGGUCACUCAGCCCUGCUGUUGGACCUCCUGCUCAGGAAGCAGAAGAACAGCUGGAAUUAAGCAAACACAGAGUUGGUGAGACCCCUCACAGCACACCCAUACAGCAGCAGCAGCAGCAGGAGGAGGAGGAGGAGGAGCAGGAGCAGGAUCUCCCCGCACCAUCAGCUGAGACUCUUGAACGCUACCUUAACGACUCGCUGCACGCCUGGUUCCGCCAGGAGUUCCUGAUGGAGUACGAGUCGCAGGCGGGCCGGUUGCUGUGCAUGGUGUGUGGAGCCCAGCUGCCUUCACUCCACCUCGAUCACAUCAAGAGCCACGUCUUGGACACACACCCCGGCUCGCUGGUGUACAGCUCGGAGGAAAAACACUGCAUUCUACAGGCCUGGGCUCAGGCUCACGAGUCUGAAAACUCAAUCAAAUCAGAGCCCAGCACCAAAGUAGGCCACGUCGAACUCUAUGCUCAGGACGCCGAGGAGGUCCAGAUCAAUGCAGACUCGUACCCGCAGUCUGAUGGCACUUUAACUCAGGACACAUGUCUCAUCGAUGAGGACGGCGGUGUGGCAGCCCCGCUGCCAAUCUCGAAGCUCCCGUGUCAGCCCAGGAGGAAGCGACCGCACGCGACGGCGGACCUGUGGCAGCUCCGGCUGGACUACCUGGUGGCCUACGGGCCUCAUGGCCAGGACACUUACUGCAUGGUGUGCUCUCAGGUCCUGCACGAAACCAAGGUGAGCAGCUUCCGUCGCCAUAUUCAGGAAUGUCACCCCGAGACCACUGCCCUGAGCCAAAAGGAGAGGGAAGCCAUGGCUGCUGCCUGGACCAAAGAUUACUCCAGUGAAAACCUGCACAUCCAAGAUGGAGACUCAAGUGAGGACAUUAGCCUUGACGUCACAACACCCACAAAGAUGAUGAAGAAAGAGAAGAGUAAAGGCAGAGAGGUGGGCCCAUCCUCGCGUCACAGCCACUAUCCCGGGAAGGACCAGAGGAGAAACUACCAGAUCCGCUGGAGGAUGGAGUACCUGAUGGACUACGACUCCAGGAGACACGGGCUCAUCUGCAUCGUGUGCGGAGCCACGCUCGCUACACUGAAGGUCAGCACUAUCAAGAGACACAUACAGCAGGUGCACCCACACUCUCUGCAGUACGGGCCGGAGCAGAAGCAGCAGACGCUGCUGAGCUACGACCAGAGGACUCUGCACUUUGUCCUCCCCGAGAACGCUUUCUCCUCCUCCUCCUCCAAGAACCCCGCAGAUGCUGAACUGGAUCCCGAUCCAGAGCGACCUGGCACUUAAAGGGCUGUCGGUCCGAAUGGGACCCAGAAAAAACCCUCCAUUAUCUUUAAAGAAAAAGAAGAAAAAUCAGGUCCAGUACGAUCUUGUUGUUCCCGGCAUCCUGUCUUUGCUUCUGGACUUAAUUUAGGAC